AUGGAGGUGGCUUUGGUAGCUCUGACCACGACCCUUCAGCCCAAAAACUUCCUAUACCCUUUGGGGAAGAAGUCGUCGGCUGAUAUUGGAGAAUUGAUGGCCAGAGAACAAAAGUACAUCAAUCUUGGAGAAAUGAUGGACACCAGGGGAAAUCACAUCGAGCUGAAAAGGAAAGGUAAUAGUCGGGAGACGGGAAAACCCUCUAAACCCACAAAGAGACAGGAGACCAGUACCCUGCUCACCAACUCUAAGAUGAGAGGGCAGUCCAGUAAGUUCUCCACCUAUACACCUCUAAACGCACCGCAGUCUGAUGUGUUAAUGCAUAUAAGGAAUAAGAACUAUGUAUCAUGGCCCAAACCUAUGUGGACCCCUUCAUAUAAACGCAACAUGUUGAAGUUCUGUAAAUUCCAUAGGGAUCAUAAGCACGAUACAGAGGAGUGUAUUCAAGUAAAGAACGAGAUUGAAGCCUUAAUCAAAAGGGGAUACUUGUCGAGAUUCAUAAAGAAGGAAGAUCGGCAAGGGGAACCUCGUGAACAGAUUGGACCUAAUGGGGAUGAGAAGGAAGAACAGAUCAUAGGGGAAAUUGUGGUGAUCUUUAGAGGAUCUGCUAGUGAUGGAGAGAGUGAAGGAGCUCGCAAAAGAUAUGCUAAGUAG
This is a messenger RNA of Malania oleifera, 654 nucleotides long. RefSeq lists its product as uncharacterized. Lineage: Eukaryota; Viridiplantae; Streptophyta; Magnoliopsida; Santalales; Ximeniaceae. The record is from RefSeq and is a predicted model, not a curated record. The transcript has a single exon. The coding region runs from base 1 to 654 and encodes 217 amino acids.